This is a messenger RNA of Arachis stenosperma, 2070 nucleotides long. RefSeq lists its product as uncharacterized. The record is from RefSeq and is a predicted model, not a curated record. The coding region runs from base 1 to 2070 and encodes 689 amino acids. The transcript has a single exon. Lineage: Eukaryota; Viridiplantae; Streptophyta; Magnoliopsida; Fabales; Fabaceae.
AUGCAAAGAGACCAAGAGAGUUUGUACGAGUAUUGGUCUCAGUUCAAGAGGCUAUUAGAAUCUUGUCCACACCAUGGAAUGAACACUCACUUGCUCAUUAGCUACUUCACCGGAGGUCUUUGUGUGAAAGAUAGAAGAUUUCUUACCGCUUCUAGCGGUGGUUCCCUUUCGAAAAACAAGACGGAGGGAGAAGCUUGGAGUUUGAUAAAAGAUGUUGCCGAAGCUACACAACAUAAAAGGGUGAGAAGUAAUCCUCUCAAGGGUGUGGUAGAACCGUCCCCUUCCGAAUCAAGCCUAACCAAAGCACUUGGGGAUAUGACCAACAUCCUCACGCAAAUACAGAAAGAUCAAAAGGAAUUUUACUCCAUCCAAGCCGUCCAAGCUCCACCUCUAGUUGCUCAACUCGAAGGCCCUCCAAGAAUUUGUGGUUUGUGCUCUAGCACCACACAUUACACCGAUCAAUACCAUCAAAUUCAAGAGGAACAUACCCUUGUAGUGGCUAAUGUGAAUUACAACAAUCGUCCACCCUAUCCUUCUCAAGGCCAAAACCACUACCCUCAUGGUAGUAAUCAACAUCAAGGGUGGAGGGAUAAUGCACAAGGGAGCAAUCAAAAUCAAAGAUGGAACAACUCUUCGUCUUAUUACAAUAACAACCAAUCUUUAUUUCAAUACCACAACAACAACAAUAACUACCAAGCCAACCAAAAUCACCACAACCAAAACCAAAACAACUACACCAAGUACCAAGCACCACACCAUAGACAACAAUCUAACCAAACCUCUCCGUCUCCCACCAAUCAAGUUGACGAGCUUAGAGCCGCUGUGGAUAAACGGGAUGAAGGCUAUAAAGCUCAAUUCGAGGCCAUGAGUGCUCAAUUGGCCAAUCUUACCAACAUGAUUUCGAAGAUGUCCAUGUCCCUCUCCAACAACACCAACCAACCCUCAAGUUCUUCUAACCUUCCAUCCCAACCCCAACCAAACCCAAAGGGCGGUCUCAAUGCCAUCACCCUACAGUCGGGAACCACAUUGGAGGAGAUACCUCCAAGGGUCUUGGAGGACAUUCAUGAGAAAAAAGUGAUUGUUGAAGCUCCACAUAAAAAAGGGGAGGUAGACAAAAGGCAUGAGGAAGAAGGAGUGAACCUCAAGGAACCCAAGAGGAAAGCUCUAGUGGAUGAGUCCAUCCCUAUUCCAUUCCCUUCCAUGGUGAAGAAAGCAAAGAAGACACCGGAAUUUGAUUUGAACAUGCUUCAAGUGUUCGAGAAGGUUGAGGUAACCAUACCACUUCUUGAUGCUAUUCAACAAAUUCCAAAGUAUGCAAAAUUCUUGAAAGACUUAUGCACACACAAGGAUAGGAUAGGAGAAUUGGAGACAUUAUCCUUGGGUAGUUCAAUUUCUUCCUUGAUGAAACCUAUUCCAAAGAAAUGUGGUGACCCUAGGCCUUGUUUGGUGUCUUGUUGUAUUGGUGGACGCACUUUUCAUGAUUGUAUGUGUGAUCUUGGAGCUUGUGUAAGCAUCAUGCCGCUUUCUACCUUUGUGCAGUUGAAUUUAGCUCCAUUAAAGAAGUCGGCGGCGAGGUUUGCCUUGGCCGAUAAAAGUGUGAUCACGGUAACAGGAAUAGCCAAAAAUGUACUUGUGGCGAUCAAGGAUUUGAUCUUUCUAGUUGAAUUUUACAUCCUUGAAAUGCCUCCAACAGAAAAUAGAAGCUCAUCCUCCGUUCUACUUGGUAGACCCUUCCUUAAGACCUCUAAAUUCAAGUUAGAUGCCUUCACCGGCACAUAUUCCUUUGAGGUUGGAGACAAGACUAUCAAGUUCAAUUUAGAAGAAGCCAUGAAGCAUCCUCCCGAAGAGUAUUCCAUUCUCCGAUGUGAUGUAAUUGAUGAAGUGGUAGCGAAAGUGCAAGAAGACGACCAUAACAAGUUGUGCUACCACAUUGUUGAAGAGACGGAUGACCAAGAGGGUGAACAUGAGAAAGUUGUUGAGAAUGAACUCCGUGAGCUUGACAAAAAGGAACCUCAGCUUGAGGCAAAGAGUGAAUUGAAGAGCUUGAUUCUCAACAACUUUCUCAUUUGA